AUGUUGCGGCGUGUGCCCGUGUUGGGAUCGACGCUGCUGGCGAGCGUUGUUGUGACUGAAGGCGCUGCGCUAGUCAUGUCUGUGCGUGGCAACCACCACAGCCGUCAUGAUAGCAACAAAGAGGAGUUGGCAUCGCGGUACUUUGACCUGCAGGACAUUGAAGUGGACCGCUUGACGCACCACUACUGGGAUGAUGUGGCCUCUCCAUACAUCGACACGCUGCUGCUUGACGAGGACUUCAUGCAGGAGGAUGAUGCGGACGCCGCUGCGCAUGUCCUUCCGCAAGAGGACCGUCACUUGCUGUCGCGGGAAUAUCUUCAAGGAUAA
Molecule: messenger RNA, 327 nt
Organism: Trypanosoma grayi
Lineage: Eukaryota; Euglenozoa; Kinetoplastea; Trypanosomatida; Trypanosomatidae
Exons: 1
Coding region: 1-327 (108 amino acids)
Source: RefSeq, a predicted model, not a curated record